GUUCUAAGGGAAACUUUAAGUAUCUUUAGGAAGAUCAACAGAUCAGAGGUUGCAAUAUUGAGUAUGUUUUGCCUCGGUUUCAUUUAAAUUUAACAACAGUUUCAUUGGUAAUUUGUGGUCGAAAAAACACUUGAACAUGUCUCAUAAAUGGCAAGAUGAAACGACGCGACAUAACGCGCAGGAAAGUUCUGAUUAUACGGAAAUCAAGAAUGUGCAGCCAUCUUUCUCAGGUUUGAGUGUGAGCGGAGCUGUUCCACAACAUGCCAUAGCCAGUCCUCGUACAUCCAAGAAGCGAAAUUUUCUGGCUUCUCUGAGCAAGGGAACACAGAGAAAAGGAACGAUAAUAACCCGGCCGAUGAACCAGGAAUCCAUGCCGGAGGAACCUUUCGAAGAGGUCAAGGAAGGUGAUGCAGAAAGAAUAAGGAUCAUGAAAAUGGUGAAGGAAGGAAAAUUAUCUGUUGAAGAAGCUAUGGAGCAAGCAAAAAAUCUAGGGAUAAUGACUGCUGCUGGUGAACCAGCCAAUGAUGAAAAUGGUGAAGAAAAAAUCUUCAACUUUGGAGUUUACAAGUAUGGCAGAGAUAGAACAAGUCUUUCUAGAAGAAUUUUACAGUUUGACUUUCAAGAAAAAGUACUGUGUAUUAUCCAGAAGGGAAAGAGAAACAAGAAGUUUGCAUUCACUGACGUCAGAGGUUUUGAUAGUGAGGAUGGUGUGAGGUUUUACAUCUAUUUUGAUAGUGAUUAUGAGCUGGAUGCUGACAGUGUUGAAGAGAAGAAUAAGAUUUGCCAUUUGCUAGAUUCCAUUGUGCAGCAGAACAGGGGUGAUCAACCCGAUGGGAAUUUUGAAACAUCAUCUCUUGAUGGAGCAAAAAUUAUCAAAGAAGGUCCAAUUGAGAAGAAAGGUCACAGUGCUGCCUUCAUGAUGUGGCCGAGGCGAUGGCUGAGAAUCCAGCAAGGAGAAUUGUCAUAUUUCAAGAUGGGAGAAGAAAACGAGCCAGCUUUGAACAUUGUUAAACUGGGCCCAGGAUUAGCUGAAGUGAAGAGUGUGGAUCACAAUACUUUUAUUAUCAUCACAAGCAAGAAGGAAUACAGGUAUGGGUCUGAUAAGUCUUAUAACAGAGCGUUAGGAUUCAUGAGAAGUGAUCAGUUUCUAUUUUCUCUGUUCUGUGUGAUAACAGCUUUAAGUUCUUUUAUUCCAGAUCACCUGACGACAACAAGGUUAAUGUAUUUAUUAUUUAUUUAUUUGAUUAGGAGGCAAGUGCUUCAGUCCAGAAAGGACUCUCUAAAAGAAGGGAAUACCAGCGUACCUCAAUCCAGAAAAGAGUCACUCAAAGACAGCAGUGCACCUUCACCUCCGUCAACCAAAACAUCACCACCAAGGAGAAAAGAUAGUGAUAGGCUUCCCAGUCUGCCUCCUCAAAGGGACGAUGGUUAUGAGGCAGUGCAAAUCCCACAGUGGUCAUCUAAGCCUAAACCUGUACAAACAACACCCAAUGAACAGUCUUCCCCUGAGUAUAUGCCACCCCCACGCCCUCAUAAACCCUCUGAGUUAUCAAGCACAGCAGAUAGCACGCCCCAACAAACUGUGCCUCCAGUGAGGCCUACAGGUAGAAGUGGUUCUGCGGUAAAUGCUUAUGAAACAGUGGAAAUAAUUCCUCGAAAACCUCAAGCACAGCAGUCUUCUGAAGGAUUGGAUGGAGCUGUUGGUGAGCCUUGGUCGCCGCACAAGCCACCAAGACCACCAAAACCUGGCAGUUUUAUCAGUUCAGAGGCUGAUGAUAGCUCAAGUAUUUAUCAAGCGCCACCAGCGCCAGUUAGUAUAACAGCCUUUAGCGACGAUGUGUAUGAUAAUGUUCACAUCAAGAACACGCCUUUGUCAUUGACAGACGGUCAAGGCGAAUCUGGAUCACUCUCAAGUCUUGGUACAUUUACUGGGGGUACUAGUGAUUCUGGUAUCAUCAAAAACGACAUUAAAACCUCUCAGGAGGUCAAAGUGGAAACAUCAAGUACGGCUGAUACUGAAGCUACAGAUGGUAAGCUUAGCGAUGUAAAUGAAAUUGAUUCCGGUGGGAUGGGAUGCAAAGAUAUUCAGACGGCAAUGGAAGAGAGGCGGCAGAUACUGAAGGAGAAACAAACAAAAGAAGGUGUGGUGUUACUUUCUGUUCAGAAGCUGAACGAGAAAAGUUCUGAUCUGAUAGCGACCCAUGUUGAAGAUAUCGUGCUUUUAGAAGAGACAAAACCUACAUCAGGAAGCAAUCCACCGCCUCCCCCACCCCUCCCUUCCAGUGGAGUGCCCCCACCUCCUCCCCUGAUGGCACCAAGCGUUGGCAGUGCUCUUGGAAGACCCUGCGCUGUUCAGUCCAAGGUCAAACUGCGGCCUUUCUUUUGGAACAAAGUACCAGCACAAUUGGUUUCCAAUUCAGUAUGGAUGAAUAUUGCUGAUCGCACAAAGAGCAUAAACUUGGAAUUACUGGAGGAGAUGUUUCAGAUAGAAGAAAAGGAAAAAGUCUUGAAUCCAGCACCAACAAAGCCAGCUGCAAAGACACUCUUGGAUCCCAAACGAGCGCAAAAUCUGGGUAUUUUCUUGAGCGGAUUCAAACUCAGUACAAAAGAAAUUGAUGAGAAAUUAAGUGUCUUUAGAGAAGAAGAUGGUGCCCUACCCAUGGAUCAGGUGAUCGCUUUGAAAAGGUUUCUGCCAUCAACUGAAGAAGCUGAGAUGUACAAGAACUACAAGGAGGAUCCCAGCACUUUAGUACCGGAGGAUCAGUUUAUGAUGAAGCUUUGCGAGAUUAAUGACCUGGAGAAACGCUUGGAUUUACUUCUGGUUAUUAUGGAAUUCCCAACACAGUUUGAAGAUCUUGCGCCAUUAUAUUUUGUUAUUAUAUAUUUCCAGUUGGCAGAUAUCCGUGGGAACAACAAGAAAUACACACUUCUGAAGUUCCUUAUACUUCAACUGCAGCAGUCAAACCCUGAAACACUGAAUUUUACUGACGAACUCAAAAGCGUACCCAAAGCUGCAGCAUGUUCAUCCAAGGCUCUAUUCGCUGAAGUAGAAGUGAUGAAGAAGGACCUCCUGAAAAUAAAGAAACAUUCCAGUGAUUUAUUCUUGAAGAGGAACCAGACAAAUCCCAAGGAUGUGAAACUGUACAACGAUGUGGAAGCGUUUGUCAGUGAAUACGAAGAGAAACUAAAUGAGCUGUGUGAUAAGUGUAAACAGAUGAAGCAGAUCUACAACAAGGUCUUGGCUUCUUUCGGUGAAUCACAGAGCAGUGAUUCAGAGGAACUCUUCGGUGCAAUAAGCACUUUCAUGGCUCAGUUCAAAAAGGCCUUGAAAGAACAUCAGCACGGAAGUAGACACAAUAAGGGCGUCAAGCUAGAGGGGCUCAGAGAGGCCAUCGCGCAGAGGCAAAAGUCCACAGAUGACACGAUCUCAGUAGCUUCCAUGAGUUCUUUAUCUUCCACAUCCACUACCUUUGAUCAAGACAAUGUUGAUGCAGGCAAAACCAAUCGGAAUGAGCAGCCGUCAGUCGCGAAUAAAGAUGUUAUCCUGGAAAGAAAGCCGUCGAAUAAAGAUCAAAACAGCCUGUCUAGUGGACCGCCCCCUGUUAUUCACAAGCAGUUGAGCACCAAAUCACCACCGAAGCCGCCAGCGAGGGCCGGCCCCAAACCAACAAAGCAAGGCUUUCUAGAAAAGCUCAGCGGAGGAAAACAUCAAACACGAAAGUGGGACAACAGAUACUUCGAGCUCACAGACACGGGUUAUCUGUACUACUACAAGAAACCUGACGGAGGAAAACCAAUCAAUUCCAUCUAUUUGAGAGGCUGCCCCGUAAAAAUCGACCCCAGCGACCCGUGUGUGGUUCUAGUAAAAACCGACGAGAGGGACUGGAGCUUAAAGGCGGUGAACGCCGAGGAGGCCUGGGCGUGGAAAGACGUGCUGUCGUUUUACACUGACAAGCAGAACUGAAGGCUCAUGAAAGGAGGAGAGGGCGAUUUUGCACGAGGUUCCAACGAGGGUGCGAUGUA
This is a messenger RNA of Orbicella faveolata, 4023 nucleotides long. RefSeq lists its product as uncharacterized. The record is from RefSeq and is a predicted model, not a curated record. NCBI's taxonomy places the organism in Eukaryota, Metazoa, Cnidaria, Anthozoa, Scleractinia, Merulinidae.